AGUAGCCUGUCUCACAUCUAUAUUUGGUGCAGAGUGCAUACUCCACUGUGCUAACACACCACAUCAGGAAGGAAUUUCAAAUGCUCCCAAGGAAUUUAGCAACAAAAGUCCUGUUGGCUUUCCUUACAUGCAUGGGCAAGGGAGCAUACUAAUCUUUCGUAAUAAACUGUUCUCUUUCUGCUGCUGCUGCUGCUGGAACCUGAAAAACGGACUGAUGAACUCUCUAAUGUCUCUUCGCUCUCCUGACAGAGUUGAAUACACUGGGCCACCGUCUUCUCUUUUGACAAGCUGACUGAUGUGUGUGCCACCUGAGAGCUGUUAAAACAGCUUCACUUUUGCAUUCAUCAGAGUAGAGCUCCAUAGGCAUUUGUUUUGGACAACACCCAGUGAGGCAGAAAUGUUGAGCUUUGCCGGGGGUGAUGAUGGGCAGUAGCAAAUGGAAGAUAUUUCUCCCUCCUGAUGCAGAUAGCCUGCCUGUUUCUGGGUGCUACCAGGAUUGUUGGUUGUUUGGUUCAGACAGAGGAAAAAAUGACAGAUAGACUAAUCAGUGUUAGCUGAGCUGUUUCACUGAAUGAAUCCAAGCGACUCUGGUGCUUUCUGAAAUGAACAGUGGACCUUGCAAGAGCAUUUCAAGUCUGCUUUAAUGUAUGAAGUCCCAUUGUCAAACACAAUGUCAGAUGAAGCCAGUUCGGAGCAGAAACCUUCUACAACAACGGUCAGUUCAGUUGCUGUUCAGGCUGGGGAUGCCAGUAUUGUCAUAGCUGUACUUAAGUGUGGAAAAUGGGUGAAGCUUCAGCUGGCUGAAUCAACACCAAAUAUAUUAGAAAUUGGCAGCAAUCAGGAUGAGACUAAAAAACUACUGCAAGAUCAUGAAUUCCUCCUAUCUAAGCUGAAGGCCUUGGAAGAGCAGGUGUGGGAUCUGCUGCAUGAAGCAGACAAGGUUGCAGAAGGGAACAAAGAAAAGAGCCAGAUUUAUGAUGCUAUGGCAGAGACCCUUGGGGAUUCAUGGGAUGCCCUCAUCAUUAUGUUAGAGAAGCGACAGGCACUUCUGGAACUUACUACAGUGUUCUUUGAAAAUGCUCUAGAGUUUGCUGUUAAAAUUGACCAAGUUGAAGAUUUCCUGAAAAAUGCUCAAGAGUUUAACAAUAUUGACUCUUUGAGAGAACUUCUUCUGCAACAAGACCAUCAUACAAAAGAACUUUUGGAGAAGUCAUUUGCACUUUUAAACAAAAGCCAAGAGCUAACUGAAUUCAUAGAAGAAUUCAAGUGUGAGGGGCCAAAUGCAAAUCCGGAGAUGAUUCAGGGAGCCCACAGCAGCUGCUUGAAAAUUGACAAUCUCCUUGAAAUGCUACAAGACAGGAGACGGCACCUGAAUAAAUUUCUUAAACAUCAGCGCCAAGGACUGGAGCAAGUUCUGCAAAUUUGUUUGUGGCACCAACAAGAGAACCAGGUAACAUCUUGGUAUACGAAAAACAUCAGGGAUUACUUUCAGAAGCAAAACUUAGGCUCAUCUCUAUUGGAAAAUGAAGAGUUACUUCAAGAGCUUGAAGAAAUGGAAGUCAAAGUGAAAGAAUGGAAUUCCACUGUGGAACAACUGGAAAGUGAAGCUUUUAGGAUCUUGCUUUCAGAGGACUAUACAGAAAAAGAACAACUAAAACUUUCAAAUCAGAAAAUCUGUUUGUUACGAGAAGAAGUGUGCUUCCAUAUGGAAGAAAGGAAAGCCCUGCUGCAAGAGGCCAAUGACUUUUUUCAUGCUGCUGACAAGGUACUUGAUGGUCUUGAAGGUAUCGAGAAUUAUCGUAAAAUCUCUAACUCAGAAGGCUUAUGUUUUCCUACCUUGACAACGAAGUAUGAGGAAUUACAGGAAGCAAUUAAAGGUUGCACAGUGACUACCAUGCAAAAGGGACAAACUUUAGUUAAUAAAGCAGAUUCUCACAGCUCUUGGGUAACAGGAAUUCAGAAAAUGAUGGAAUAUGUUCAAAAAAAAGUAGAUCAAUUAAUCAGGCAGUGUCCAGAUUAUAAAGAACUUGCUUUGAAGAAACAACGAUGGACUGCCUCACUUGAAGAUCAUCUAAAUAAGGUGUCGCACUCGGUUAAAAAAAUCACCCUGAUGCUUGCAGUUGGUUCGGAGAUUGGCUCGUAUUUGUGUGAGGCUGAAAGAGUUUUGAACAAACACCUUGAACUGGCUAAACAAACAAAGGAAACUUGGUAUGAACUGGAAGCAGCUGAGGGAAUCAUCAAAGAUAUGGAAGAGUUGGAACCUGAGCAGGUGGCAGCUUUUUCUAGCAGAACUGAACUUCUGAGUAAAGAGCUGAAAAAAAUUGAAAAAAAUAUUAGUUCAAUACUAGAAAUUCUAGAAACUUAUGUGGCCUUUUUAAAGUCAGCUGUAGAGGUGAAUGAUAGUAUCAAAAACCUGAAGGAAUUCUAUAAAUCAAAACAACUGCAGACAAAUAGAGAGGCUGAAAAUAAAAUUGCCAUGGAGUCAGCUAAUACUCAGUGGCAAAAGACUAUAAAGAAGAUUUUUUCCACAGAAAAUAUGGGUUACUAUUUUCUUAAUUUAGUAAAUGUGGUAAUUGAGUGUUUAAUAUUGAAAGUAGAAAAAUCUGUACAAGUAACAGAAGAUAUCAUUUUUAAUCUGAAUAAAGAAAGGAAAGAGCUGACUGAACUUUGGGCAAUCUGGAAUUUUAAAAUUACUCAAGUAAAACCCAUCAAGCAACAGUGCCAGAUAUUUAAAGAACAACUAAAAAUUACUACCUGUGGAUUAGAGAUUCUUCAAGAGGCUCUCCAGCUUGCAGCACCAGUUGACCUUGGAAGUGACCUUUUAAUUGUUUUGGAACUACAGAAAAAGAUGAACCAAAUGAAACCACAGUUUCAGCAACUGAAUGCUGAGCUUGAGUACCUGAUAAAAUUAUUAGAAUUGCCAAGCCAGAAAGGAUUUCCUGUGAAAGAGAACUCUGAAAGAAUAAGUGAGCUUAUUCAUUUCCAUCAAACAGUAAAGGAUGCAAUGAUAGAAUAUGAGGAGAUUUUCAACAAGACAGUCAAAUUCCAUCACAUUAAAAAAGAACUGGAAUGUCUAUCAAAAUCAGGAGAACUGGAUAUUCCUGAAAUAUGUGAGGACCCUGAAAAUGUGCACCAUGCUGAAGCCUACCUUGUGAAUUCUCAGGAGAAACAUGCACGUAUUAGACAGCUAUAUAAACUACUUAUUACCCAGGGAGUGGAUAUCUUGUCUGCAGUGCAGCAGUGUAAUUGCUUGAAUGUUUCUGUAAAGAAUCUGAAGCAAGAACUUGCUAGAUUUGAGUGUGAUAGCAUUAACUGGAACUCCAAAGCUGAUAAGUAUGAGGAAGAACUGUCACAGCAUUUCCAACACUGCACCACUCAAGAGGAGAUAAAUGAGCUCAAAGAAUCGUUUAAAGAUCUCAAAAAGAAGUUCAACAAUUUGAAGUUCAACUAUAUGAAGAAAACUGAAAAAGCUCGAAAUUUGAAAGUACUUAAAAUACAGAUUCAGCAAGUUGAUACAUAUGCAGAGAAAACACAGGUUCUUAAGAAGAAGAUGGAUAAUUUAGAGAAGCACAUCCUUGACUCUUUUGCAAAUAAACCUAAUGCUAAAGUUAGAGUCCUCUUGGGAUCAAUCAGUGACUUACAAAAACAACUGAAUGACUUUAGCAUGGUUGUGGAAGAUUACAAGCAAAAUCUGGAUCUAGUGGAGCAAUUGCAACAGAUGAUGAAAGAGUGUCAAUUUUGGUUUGAAGAUGUGAGUGCAACAGUGAUUAGAGUUGGCGAAUAUUCUGCAGAAUGCAAAACAAGAGAAGCAAUAGAGACACUCUAUAAGCAAUUCAAUAAGUUUCUUGAGCCUACAGUGCCUCAACAAGAAGAAAAAAUUCAGCAGAUUAUGGACCUUGCUAAACAGCUAUAUGGUAUUGAAGAAGGAAAGAAGCAUGUUGAAAAAACUGUAUUGAAGUACAAAGAAAUCAUUAAUUCUGUUGAAGAGUUGUGUACAUCUCUGAGAGAACUUAAGGAGAUAAAGAAAGUUGAGUUUUCUGAAGAGUUGGUUACUAUUAAAAAAGAAGAAAUAAAUGGUCAAGAAGCAUGUGAGACUGUUAAAGACAAAAUUGUGGAGCAAAAGCAGCAGAUGGUGUCAGGUGAAUUGCUUACAAAUUCAGAAAGCAUUGCUGAGAAGAGAAGCAAUACUCUGUCUCCUACCAACACUAAACAGGAGAGGAAUAUAUUAGCUGAUAUUCCAGUUAUCUGUCCAGCUGGUGAGGAUCUUAUUUCACAGGAUACAGAGCUGUCAUCUUCAGCCAAAGAGGAUAGUUUACAGACUGGAUUCCUGACAGAAGAAAUACUCUCCGGAGAUGAAUAUGAAUGUAUAUCACCUGAUGAUAUCUCUUUGCCACCACUUUCUGAGACACCAGAAUCCAACCUCUUACAUUCUGAAACAGAGCUAGAAGAUCAGUGCUGUUGUAGUUCUCAUAGUCUGCAUGUCAGCUCCUAUAGCUUGCAAAUGCAGAAAACCACUAGUAUGAAAAAAAUGGUGGAAGUGUCUGAUCUCUUAACAAGUUCUGCUUUUGCUGAUGUUACAAUUAAUAGAAUAGAAAGCCCAUCGGAUCACUCUGAGAAGUUUUGUAUCUCUCUAACAGAUUCUGAUGCAAAAGCCAGAGUGGUAUCUCCUUUGACUUGCAGGAAUAUCUUGGAAGGAAUAUCUGAAACUAGCACUGCUUCUUGCACUAUAAAAGCCAAACCAGUAUUUAGCACGAUGAGUGAAGUGUGCAAAACACAUUUACAACACCUUGAACUUCACAAAAGCAUGGCAGAAUCACAAGAACAAUCGCAUGACUUCAAUAACUGUACUAAAACCCGGGACAGGCUGCAUGCUUUGCCUGAUGCAUUCUCAGGUUUCGUGUUUCAAUCAGACGCCACCAGAAGCUGUCAGAGGCAGAUGGUUACCCGAGAAGAGAUUAAAAGUUCAUCAGAAAAGAACAGCAUGGCCAGCCUAACUGGACAGGCGCCUAAUUUCUCCCAGAUUCUGUCUAACAAAAGCGUCAUGGAAGGUUCUCCAGUAACUUUGGAAGUAGAAGUAACGGGAUUCCCAGAGCCUACAUUGACAUGGUACAAGGAGGGCCAGAAACUGACUGCAGAUGAGCACUUAAAGCUUUUACAAAAGGAGACAAAGCAUACUUUGUUCAUUCAGAAGGUGUGUGAUAAAGAUGCUGGCCUCUAUGUUGUUCGGGCUAAAAAUUUGAACGGCACUAUCUCAUCCAGUGCCAUUCUUCACGUGAAAGGUAACAGGCCACCUAUUACAAGAAUAGACUGGAUAAUGCUGUGUGUCAUCUAUAUUAGUGUAUCACUAAUGUACUGGCUAUUCACGAAAUAAGUACAUUAUCGACUGCACCAGAGUUAAUUCUCACAUGCUAAGACAACAUUGAUUUUCUUACACUGCAUCUUUCACAGUAUGUACAAAACCACUUUGAUGGCACAAUGGAUAUAUUACUUGUUAUUAGUAUUAUGUGCUUGUUUUACUUUCUCAGAGUGAUGUUGACAUAAAAAAAGUUAUGAAGAUUUUCUAGAAUCUGAGGCUGAGUUUUGCUUUCUGAAUCUGAGGCUGAGUUUCGCUUUCUAAAAUUGUUGGCAUUGCAAAGUGUUGGAAACAGUUGUAGGUUUUGAAUGUCGAUAUACACCCAGGUAGUGUUCCAAUUGAUGUAUAUUUUAUGAUUUUUUUUUUUAAACAUAGACUAUAUUAUUUCCAACCAUGUUAUUUUCUCAUAUACUUUAAAAAAAUAAUUGUAGGCUAAAGCUUCUUACCACUCAUGGUGAACUGACGUAGAUCAGAUUUAAAUCUGUCUCAGCCCAGCACACAGUCUCCACAAAGGAAAGGUGCAGCAGUUUCAGUAGAGUUGUGAUUGUGCUACAGAAUUGACCCAGAAUCCUCAGGAUUUGUGUAAGUGGCAUCUAACACACAGUAGACCAAACGUUUACAAAAUGAAAUGUUCCAACGUACCAGUCAGCUUAAGUAGAUGGCUGAUCCUUGCUCGGCCUUCUAAUAAAAUUAAAGAUACACAUAUUUCUAAUAAUCCUCUAAAUGGUUAGUAUAAGACAAGAAAGUUACUAAUUUAUGCAGUGAGCAUAUGUGCAGGUUUAAAAUUUUUAACACACUGAUUUCAAGCAAAAUCAACCAAAUUGAGGGAAUAUUCAAAAGUGUAUUCAAAUUUUAAAAAAAUAAAGGAUUUGUCAAAUAUAAUUCUCCUAAAUGUCAAAGCAGUAAAUCCAAACCGAACUUUGUUUGCCUACAAGUUGCAUUUCAUUCUUGACAAGGACAACCACAACUAUUCUUUUUUAAUUAAAGUUCUAAUUUGUUUAAAUAUUGCAUAAAAAUGACUUAACAGUGCCAAGGGAAGACUUAAUUUAUAAAUCCUCCAAUAUAACUUAAUUCUUUAACUUCAGUAUUUGUUGUAUUUGUGCAGUAAAAAGAGUUGAUAAACAGCUACAUGAUUUUUCCUACAUCUUUUGCUUCCAGCUUUUAUGUUACAACAACAUUGGUAUGGAAAAUUUAUAGAGAGGAAAUAUUUACCUCUUGCGUAAUUUCCUGGAAUGAAGUAAACCUUUUACUGUGUAGCAUGCUAUGAGCAGAAUAUAUAUUGCAAAUUGCCAGAGGUCAGUGAGAUGGAAGACUGACAUUUAAACAUUUUGUCCCAGUGACUGCAACUUUAUUAAAAUUCUUGUUACUUUGAAAAAGAAGUUCCCAAGAUGAUAUAACUUCACAGCAAUAUGAGAGGGAGCAGGAGGAGGAGUUGGUGAACAGGUGGGGGUACAAAUAAAUUCUAACUAAAAUUGAUACUACGUUUAAUGAACCACUUUCUAAGUUCCAUCAUAUCCAAAAAAUGUAGAUUUAUAAGAAUUUUCUUAGGUAUAAAAAUCACCUGUUUUCCUAAAGUGUAUUUGUCAUUUCACAAUAAAGCUAAUUUUAAUGAUUAAUACGAUUUUGAAUUUUUCAGUUACCAUAAAAAUAAAAUGUGACUUUAUGUAUGGUUGUUAUAAACAUGCGGCAAAGAACUUAUGUGACCAAGCUGACUUGCAUAAAUGGUACAUUAAGCAAUAUUUUGCUGUAAGGUUUUGCCUUCUACAGAGCUACCAGUGCUUGACAAUUCUAUCCUGUUCUUGUAGCAUUCAUUUUCUGUUUUGAAAGAUGAGCCUUCUAGGUCACGGCUGCCCUUCAAUCCUCUGUUUUUACUGAGAGUUGCCAUCAUUCAAAAAUUAAGUGACCAUGGGUGUUCUUUUGACAUAUUCUAAGUACCUUUAUGUAAUAGUCAGCUCACUUUUGAGAAUGUUGUAAUUUUUGCAUGUCAGUUAUUAUAAUUAUUAAAUGCAAAAAGGUAUAAAUAUAAGGCCAGAAAUUGCCAUAGCACAUCUUUAGAUCUUAAUAACUCAUUGUAGAAGCACAUAAUACCCUUGUUUGGUAAACCUUUUCUCUGAGAAUUUGAACAUUUCUGUGAAUUUUACAUUAACAAAAUUUGAUUUUUGUGAGUAUGAUAUUACAUCUGUUUUCAAACAGGAAUAGUUUUAAAUGGACAAUUUUUAAUGGAUUGAGUGGAUACCAGCCACAUUUUUAAUUGCUGGAAGAAACAAGAUUUUAAAAAGAGUGAUUAGAGGGACAAGAGGCACAGCAGGACACUGAAAGUCUCCUGGUUUUAAUGCUUUGCUUUGUAAACGAAGAUGUACUCAACACUGAUUACUGCUGUGUUGGCAGUCUGGGUUUAAAUGCUCUUUAUUUAAGGACUCUAAUGAAUAACCAAAAAGAAAUUUCCUGGGAAAUUCCUGCUGUUUUCUGUUCAGAUAAUCUAAAAAAAAAAAAAAAAGAAAAAAAGAAUGACAGUGAUGUAGUCUCAUGAAGCACUAAUAUUUCUCUGAAGGAAAAGAACACUCAUUCUGUUUCAGCAGUAAUUUUAACAUAAUGCUUUCCCCCCUCGUGGUUUAUUUUCUAGUUCAUGUUAUGCAUGCUUCUCUUCCUCCUUCUUUUAACGAUUAUGUAGAAGCAGGGAAUACACGUAGGUAUGUUGUCUUGGUUCUUUCUUGUUUUAUAGUGCUAAUUUCGCCUCUUCACAGUCACAGUUUCAAACCUAUAUUUACCUCCAGACCCCAAAAUGUUUACAUCUUCCUGAUUACUUUUUUAUAGAGCAGAUUUAAGUCUCGGUCCCUCCAUACUCACAAGAAAGACAUUAGGCAUAUAACUAGGCUACACUCCCCUCCUCCUUCCACAUAUGCAGACACCCAUUAAGAAAGUGGUGAAAGAUGCUGCCUGACUACAAGAUGUGGAGUCGUGUGAAGGGGUGUUUGCACAAGGUGCGUAAAUUUGAAGGGGAAAAGGGAUUAAUUAUUUUCAUUUUUCAAGAGAAGCAGCCUGUCUGAGGGCCCAGGUUUGAGUCAGUAGGCAAAGGAAGGAUAAGCCAUUAUGUGGUUCGCUUUGGAUCAGAUGUGGCUGGAGCUGCAAUGGAGAAGGUGACUUCCUCUCAAAUGACUGGUAAGGUAUACCAACUUCUGGACCUUUCUCUGGAGACUUUUCUAGGGUAAGCUAAUAAUUUUUGUGUAUGUAUUAUCUUUUGUGGUCCAGAGGAACUGUGUCUUUAAAAAUUAUUGCCAAGACUUUAAAGAGGCUACAUAUGGUAUUCAAGGAGACUGGAGCUCUGAAUUAUGGAUACUUCAGAUCAGUCGGGUCAUGAGACCCACUGCAUAUUCCUUAAUAAAAGGAUCCUUCUGUUUGUGUUAAGAGCUUGACUGAGACAAAAUCUCUAAAUUAUGAAAUGCAAUGUCUUAAUUUAGAGCCAUACUGAGAAAAUCGAAAGUCUCUGAUCAGCAUGGGGGCAUCUGCCUAACCUAAACUUUUAGAGGAGACAGGGGAAGUUGAUAAAAUUGCUAAUAUCACAAUUCAAGACAUCAGAGAUUGGAAAUUACAUGCCUAGAAAAAAAUGAUUAAGAAUAACUCUGAAGCAAAUUAAUAAAAAUAAAGGCAGCUGAAAACAAUUUGGCUUGACUUGGUACUACGUGUGUGUGAGAGAGACUUGGGCAGGGGUGAAAUCUAUGUGAUAAAGACAGAUGCAGGUGAUCUCUCCAUGUGCAGUUUUUGCAUUGCUCCAUGUGGAUUAGUUUUCCAUGCUGAUUCCCCAAUUUGCAGCAGAACUCUACUGGUUCCUACAAAUAACUCAUGUAAUAUUUAAUAUUUGACAAACUUAUUGUCUGAAGCCAUAAGAAUGGGAUUUCAGUGCACUGUCUACCUGAUUUUUUUUUUCCCCAAAAUGCAGGAAAGGGUCUGUUCUUUCUAGCCUUUGUGGAUUCAUGGGAUGUCCAGCCAAGAAAUAAUUUGUAAUUGACAAGUUGUCUUAAGUUAUUCUGAGGCUUUGUUAUGAUAUCAUGGGAAAACCAUGGUGCAGUAUAACCAUCCAUUCUAUUUUGAAGGUUGCUGUCAGAGAAUGAACGGUUCUUUUAGCAGACUUUGUUUCCAUGUUGAGUACAAGCCCAUGCCUGAAAGAGUUAUAGAAACUGUCGCUUCAUGGCUUUAUUUGCGUAUACUUUUCCCUUCGCUCUCUAGAAAAUGGUUAUUUUAGUUUUUAUGUUCUGGUGCCUUGUUGAUAUAAAGUCAAGUGGGCUCUGAUCAUUAUCGCUAUCACCAUUCUACCCAGAUUUUUUUCAAUGGUGAAAACCAUCCUGGUAUGAGACACAACCUGACUUCACAAGGUAAUGCAAACAACAUAAGUAAUGGAAUCCAGCCAAAAUUAUCACAAGGAGUGGCUGAUGCUCACUUAAUGUUUUCCACUGGAAUAUAAGCUAAUCAUGCUCUGUUUUUGACCUACUGCCAGCUGCCUGCAGAGAGUAGUCAGGGGUGUAAGUUCGGUUGUCUUGCUUGAAAGGAAGCUGCAGAUCUCAAAUUUCUGUGCUUCAGGUGCAUGCAAUGCAAGGGUGUCCAAGCAACUUGGACAUGCUAACUUUCAACAACUAAGAACUGAAUUGUUUGAGCUGCUGGGAUUGGCUAAUACAGACCUUAGGUUAGCACAAGUAUGGGAGAGUAAAACUUAUAUUCUUCUGCUUUUCAUUGUGGCCUCAAUCCUGUAGUAUCUGGAAAAAAACAGAAAAGCAGCUAAGCUUGGAAGCUUAUUGCAAGUAAGAGCUCACCUAAGCAGUGGACUUAAUACAGUGCCCCAAAAUGUCUGCCUCACCAUGCCAGCAGGCCCAUCUGGCAAAAAUAGCCUUGAGCUCAAUAUAUUUAGGGUUAGAAGUUUAUGGGCACCUGCAUGAGAUAUGCUGACUUUUGUUUCAUAAUAGCACAAAGAAAAAAAAUUUCUUCAUGGAAGAGUGGAUGGAGUAAUGCUGGCAUAGCAGUUUCAAACAUUUAGCACACAUUUCAGUAACUUCCUGUUUCUGAGAAGGGCAGUGAUAACUUGUGUUAAAUAUUAUGGAAACAUGCCACAAUUUAUAUUAACAAGGAAGAAGGACAUGCUUUAUGUUAUAGGAAUACAAAAUGUUCAUUUUUUUUGUAGUGUAUGUCUUUGUGUGUUCUUCUGUAUGUUAACAUGUUACUUCAUAUUCUCUGUGUCAAGAAUACUAAAUCUGAAUUCUGAGGUUGUUUUCUUUUUUACUGUGGCCCUGGAGGUAGAAUGUAAGUGGAACUUCAGGUAGUAGUACAGUGAUUCAGUAAGUCUAGCUUUACAACUAUUAGGUUACAAGUCACAGUGAGCAAGGCUUUUAUUCAGUACAAACUGAUGGUGAUCAUUGAAAUUUCAUCAAACAGUUUUGAUGGGUUAAUUUUUGUUGCUCAGGCCUUGUACUGGCUCAGAUGCCAUCUGUCCUUCCACAGCUGGCAUGAAGCUAGCACGAAAUCAAUCUCAUGUGCUUUGGGUGUUACAGUAGAAAAGCCAUUAUUUGCCUUGAUCUGAAUCAGAUUUGUAUUGGAUGAUCUGGUACAUGGUUUCAGCGUUAAUGACGGCCAAUGACCAGUUAAUGAUCUUGGUCAAAGUAGUAGAGGUGUCACAUUCUGACCUUCAUGUUGUUACAAAUAUAGAUCAGUUUUCUUAUUUUUCAAUAAAAUUUUUUUAACUAAAAUAAUAGGGGGGGAAGUGAAGAAAGAGCAUGAUGUACAACAAUGCACUAAGUGCAAAAUUUUGCUCUCAUGACUUUGUAACUUUAGAUUUGUGUGGAGUAUUAACUCUUCCACCUUUACUGAAACAUAAUAAUCCACAUAGACUUGCCUACUACCUACACAAAGAACAUGAUUUAGCAUUUCUAUGAAUCUAAUAUCACUAUGCUGAUGCAUGAAAUUUUUGGGUGUUUAAUAUUCAUAUUUUCCAACAAACAUUAUAUUAGAUAGAUAAAUUGUGUCUGCCUAUUAGUUGCCUACUGUCUUGCAAACAAGUUGUCCUGAGUUCCAGGCAUCAAUAAAGCUCUCUUUGUCUUUCAAUGUGGUGAACUUUAUGAGAACAGAUUUAUUUUUCAGUUACUUUAGUUGUGCCUUUUAAAAUAAAGUGAAUAUUGAUUUAAUUUAAUUUUUUUUUUUUUCAGUACAAGGAAAACAGCCAAACUUCAUACAAAAGUUUGGACAUAGAACUCUACAAGAAGGAGAAGAUUUAAUUCUGCAUUGCACUAUACAUGGAAAGCCUGAACCACAUGUCUGCUGGACAAAGAAUGAUAUCCAAGUGGUAUCUGGUGAUAUCAGUGUAUGUUCUAAGGUUCUUAAAAUUUUUCUUGGGAGAAAG
This is a messenger RNA of Pseudopipra pipra, 11735 nucleotides long. It is a transcript of the gene CCDC141, whose product is annotated as coiled-coil domain containing 141. Lineage: Eukaryota; Metazoa; Chordata; Aves; Passeriformes; Pipridae. The coding region runs from base 644 to 5371 and encodes 1575 amino acids. The transcript has 27 exons. The record is from RefSeq and is a predicted model, not a curated record.